AUGUCAGCUGUUGUCCCAACACAAGGGUCAAAUUGUUGCUCUGUUUCGCCUUCUCGCUAUUGCCACUCCUGGAGCUUUCUCUUCGACGUUUUCCGGCUGUUCUCGUCUAACAAUUACGAACUUACAUAG
This is a messenger RNA of Chondrus crispus (carragheen), 129 nucleotides long. RefSeq lists its product as hypothetical. The coding region runs from base 1 to 129 and encodes 42 amino acids. The transcript has a single exon. The record is from RefSeq and is a predicted model, not a curated record. NCBI's taxonomy places the organism in Eukaryota, Rhodophyta, Florideophyceae, Gigartinales, Gigartinaceae.